AUGCAGAUACAGGAUACUAAAACGAAUGCUAUCGCUAAAGAUGUGGUAUCAACGUUUACAGCUGCUAAAUCAUCAAAAUUAGCUCGCUGCACUGUAUGGGUUAAUUUGAUUGUAGCUGUUGUUCCAUCAAUUGUCUUUGGCGUAUUCACCGUAGUUUUUACGCUGCAGCAGAAUGCAUUCGCUGCAGUGGCACACGAACAAGAACAACAUCAAGCGUCGGAACAACGCAUACAAUCUAUUUUUGAUAACUGCGUCGAUGUGAUUUCGGAAAUUCUACUCAGUCCAAACUUUAAUCGAAGUGAUAUUAAUCAUCUUCAACCGAUUCAAGUGAAAGUUAUAACUGCUCUUCAACGUCUCGAUCCACCUCACAAACGAGACGUCAUCUUUUAUUUACAUGUAAACAAACUUAUCCGAAACGAUUUUCCGCCCGAAUUUCGGCUUGAUUUGCGUGGCGCCGAUCUCAAUGGAGUCGAAUUUGCGACAUCGAGGAAAACCCGUUGUGUUCUCAAUGAUGUUUAUUUACCGAGAAUAUUAGCUUCGAACAUUAUUUUUUCUGGAUGCGAACUCGAUCGAUCUAACUUCGAAGACAGUGUCAUGGAUCAAAGUCAAUUUUACAAUUGUUCGUUAGGAUUCAGUAAAUUCCUGAAUGUAAAUCUCGAAAAAGCAAUAUUUCAAAGGAACAUGUACUGGAAAACUGAUUUUUCGGGUUCAUCAUUGGCACAAACAUCGUUUACGAACUCGAGCUGGUUGUACUUCGUGAAUUUCACCAAUGUAGAUCUUUUGGGCAGUGACAUUACAGAAAAUAAUCUGUUGGGUCAAAAGUCGGGCUCAACUACUAAUAUUGUAUUUAACUCUCGCCUCCCAAAUGGAUCUUUGACACUUCAUUCAACGCAAGUAGUUCAGGAUGGUGGAGCUGAAGAAGAGUGCAUGAGGGCCCCAGAUUCACCUACGCCAUGGAAAAUGCACAUUACUCGUGAACUGAUAUUGACUCACCGUUAUGUUGACAAUUCGAGUUUGUAUCCUGUGCCCGUUGAGGGGAACUGCUACUUCUUGGCCAAAAAAAUUAGUAUGCUUGGUCAAGGUAUUGACGUGAGAAAUCUUUCACGGUUGAUUGAUCUUGGACAAGUUGCAUGUAAUGUAUCUGUUUACUUUGGCUGUUCUCAGUCAACUCCAAGCAAUCAGAUAGUAUUAUCGUUUGGCUUUAUUGAUGCCAACGGAUGGCCAUUAGUCACCGCACCUUAUGUUUUAACAACUACUGAAAAACCCUUCCGAUUUCAAUCAAUCACUACGUCGCUUUUAAUCGGUACACGUUUCAUUAACGUUUACAUGCAAGUCGUUGUUCACAACCAAUCUACUUCGGAAAGUCCUCAAUAUUGCGAAAUAGAUAAAAUUCGUGUAGUCGUCUUUCAUAAAGAAGCAUCACGUGAUGGAUUCGAUGCAAAAACAUUUCAUUCACUUUGUGACAAUCAAGGACCAACAAUGACAAUUAUUCAAUCAAAAGCGAAUUAUCUAUUUGGAGAUUACACAUCUAUUUCCUGGACAUCUGAUAGCUCACAUAGGAAUGAUUAUAAAGAAUUUUUGUUUACUCUGAUCAAUCUUCACAAGAUUGAACCGACUAAAUAUCCUAUUGAUCGUCGUCAGCGUGGAUGUGCGGUUUAUCAUCAUCGUGAUGAUGGUCCGAUAUUCGGUGGAUUUGGUUAUUCUCCAAGAUUUCGCAGCCAUAAUUACAUCUGA
This is a messenger RNA of Rotaria socialis, 1734 nucleotides long. The record is from the annotation of a GenBank genome assembly. Lineage: Eukaryota; Metazoa; Rotifera; Eurotatoria; Philodinida; Philodinidae.